Messenger RNA from Boeremia exigua, 3209 nucleotides. Its product is annotated as armadillo-type protein. Gene Ontology annotation, biological process: protein import into nucleus. Lineage: Eukaryota; Fungi; Ascomycota; Dothideomycetes; Pleosporales; Didymellaceae. The transcript is spliced from 3 exons. Gene Ontology annotation, cellular component: nucleus; cytoplasm. Bases 131 to 2944 code for a protein of 937 amino acids. The record is from RefSeq and is a predicted model, not a curated record. Gene Ontology annotation, molecular function: small GTPase binding; nuclear import signal receptor activity.
UACACCCAACCCUCUUAUCGCCCGCGCCCUCGAAUCGCAGUAUCUCGCCCAUUCGACGGGGCACACAGAACCCGCAUAGCGCAACAGAGUUCAACCCGCCUCCAAAGCGCACAUCAGAUUGCCUCCCACAAUGUCGUGGCAACCUGAGGACCAGACAUUACAGCAGCUGGCGCAGUGCCUGAAGGACUCACUCGGUCCCGAUGUGACUGCACGCAAGAAUGCCGAAAUCAUGCUGCGGACAGCCCGUGCUUCGCCUGAUUUCGACAAGUAUCUAGCAUAUUUAUUCUCACGCAACCAGCCUCCGUCAGGCGUUGAUAUGGAUGCCACCCUGUACCUCCAGGCCCGUGCAUCUGCAGCGAUUAUGCUGAAGAACGAUGUCAAAGCAUCAUUGAAAACCAUGGAUGAGACUACCAAGAGCUACAUAAAGGAGAUCAUCAUGGUGGGGCUGCAAGACUCGAACAAACAGAUGCGUCUGUACGCCGGCAAUGUCAUCACUGAGGUCGUGCGCCAGGGCGGCAUUAUGGGCUGGCCUCAAAUCCUUUCAGACCUGAUCAAUAUCAUCAGCAACUCAAAUGGAAAUGUCUCCGUCCAGGCGCAAGAAGGCGGUAUGAGCGCUUUGUUGAAGAUCUGCGAAGAUCACCGAAGAGCGCUAGACAAGGAGUAUCAAGGCCAGCGGCCGUUGAGCUUCGUCUUCCCCAAGCUAUUGGAGCUCACCACGAGCCCAAUCCCCCGAGUGCGCGCUGAUGCGAUAGCGGCGAUCAACAUUUUUAUCCCAGACAAACUCCAGGUCGUUCUCUCCAACAUCGACCCCUUGAUGCAACAACUGUUCUCCAUCGCAAGCGAUUCCAGCGAGGAUGUCAGGAAACAAGUCUGUCGCGCUUUUGUGCAUGUCGCAGACAUUGCACCCGAGAAAAUGUUGCCCCACAUGAGUGGACUGGUCGACUAUAUGGUAACACAACAGCGUAGCAAAGAUGAUGAGGAGCUGGCUUUGGACGCCGCUGAGUUCUGGCUCUGUGUCGCGGAGGAUGAGAGAAUGCGCGACCAUCUUGGUCCUUAUCUGGCCAAGAUCGUGCCUGUACUCUUGGAGAGCAUGAUUUAUAGUGAGGACGAUGUCUUGCGUCUCGAGGGUGAAGAGGAGGAUUACAACGUCGAUGAUCGAGAACAGGACAUCCGUCCAAGUUUUGCGUCGAGCAAGUCAGGGCGGAUGACGACCAACGCCAACGGCGAGGCCGUCCCCACCAAUGGCCAACCCACGGACACAGGCGACGAUGACCUCAGCGAUGGUGAGAUAGAAGAUUUCGAUGACGACGAUUCGUUUGGAGACCCAGAGGAUGCGUGGAAUCUGCGAAAAUGCUCUGCCGCAGCGUUAGAUGUGCUUGCUGGAGUUUUCCACGAGGCUGUUUUUGAGGCUACGUUGCCGUAUCUCACAAGCAACCUCAAUCAUGCUGAGUGGCCCAACAGAGAGUCUGCAGUCCUUGCUCUCGGUGCUAUCGCCGACGGCUGUAUGCACGUGGUGCAACCCCACUUGCCCAUGCUGACACCCUAUCUCAUUACGCUUCUGCAAGAUCCAAAGCCUGUCGUCCGGAAGAUCACAUGUUGGACUCUCGGGCGGUACUCUGGAUGGGCAGCACGCCUCGAUCAAGCCGGAAAGCAGCAGUACUUCGAGCCUGUCAUGGACGGCAUUUUGAAGAAGAUGCUUGACAGCAACAAGGGUGUGCAAGAAGCUGCUGCAUCAGCUUUCGCUCACCUCGAAGAGAAAGCCAACACUCAACUUGCUGAAUACUGCCCUGUUAUUGUCCGACAGUUCAUCCAGUGUUUUGCCAUGUACAAGGACAAGAAUAUGUACAUCCUAUACGACUGUGUUCAGACACUUGCCGAACACGUUGGGCCGGCACUUGCACAAGACGACCUCGUCGCCAUGCUCAUGCCGGCACUUCUUCAACGCUGGAGUAAGGUCUCAGAUCACUCAAGAGAGGUCAUACCUCUGCUCGAAUGUCUCUCAUACGUUGCGACUGCGCUUGACCACAAGUUCUCCCAAUAUGCAGGCGGGAUCUUUGCGAGAUGUAUCGGCAUCAUUCACCGAAAUCUCCAGGAAAGUCAGAUGGCUACCGAGAACCCGAAUCUCGAGGAACCUGACAAGGACUUCCUCAUCACUGCCGUGGACCUUCUGAGCGCAAUGAUUCAAGCUUUGCCCGCGCAGGAUAGCGCUCAAUUGGUUGCAGGAUCUCCCAACUUCUUCCAGCUCCUAGCCAUUUGCAUGAGCGACUCGAACAAUGAUGUAAGACAAUCAGCCUAUGCUUUGCUUGGCGAUUGUGCUAUCUGCGUUUUUGAGCAGCUGCAGCCUUGCCUGCCUGCUAUUCUGGAGAUUCUCAUCGUCCAGCUUGAGGUAUCUCCCGCUCAUAUCGGUCACGAUGAGUCCGGAUACUCGGUCAUUAACAAUGCUUGCUGGUCGGUUGGAGAGAUUGCGAUGCAGCAGAAAGAAGGGAUGCAGCCGUACGCCGAGAGAUUGCUUCAGAAGAUCGGGACAAUUCUUUUUGACAACAAGGUGCCUGAAUCGCUCAACGAGAAUGCUGCGAUUGCACUCGGCCGACUAGGGAUAGGCUGCGCUCAGUACCUCUCAGUGCAUCUUGCACAGAUUGCGCCGGCUUUCUUGCGAGCCAUCAGCAAGGUCACCUGGAACGACGAGAAGGGUCAUGCCCUCACGGGGUUUAUGCAGAUUGUCUUGGCGAAUCCCGGUGCUAUGGAGCAGUCUCUUCUUGAGUUCUUCAGUCUGAUGGCCUCCGCUGACCGGAACUUUGUAACGGGACCAUCGCGCCAGCAGUGCCGCGAGACCUUCAAGCAGAUCAUCCAACAGUACAAGACUAUGAUCUCUGAUUUUGACAGCUUCCUCAAUGGUCUUCCUGGCGAUCAGCAAGCCACCUUCCGCGAGCUGUACAGCGCCUAGUCCAGGGCAUGUACAUUUCCAUCAACUUAGCAGGUCCUCUUCUCGACUACACAGUCGAACAGAUGUACACUGUAUUACUCCAUAUGUGAGCCGGCGUUGGAUCAAUGAUUCAUAGUUAGAGGAAGAGAAGGAUACCAAUAUCAGGGCAACUGGGCGGAACUAGUACUGCAAGUAGUGCAAGCAGGAGAAACGAGCAAUGAGAAUUUACGAAUGAUAACGGGAGGGUCCGGCAUCCAUAGACAUUUCCAGCGACGUUUUGCUACAU